AUGGAUCGGGAUCCGAUGAAUGAGGAGCUUAGAGUGGAGGAAGCAAAAGUUUUGCGUCUUUUCCAGGAGGCUUGUCUUGAUGAAGAACGGUUCCUAAAGCAGAAAUCUAAGGUUGACUGGUUGAUGGCGGGUGAUGCCAACACUGCAUUCUUUCAUAUGUCUUUAAAGUGUAGGAAUCAUAUAAGUCGGAUAGAUGUCAUAAGCGAUUCUAGAGGUACAAUGUUUGAGGGUGUUAAUGUUCCUAAAGCUUUUGUGAAUCAUUAUGAGAAUUUCCUUGGAUGUAAAGGAGGGGUGUCUCUAUGUCCGGCUCCUGAUCUUUUUACUAAGACUUUGAGCCAUGGGGUUGCUACUAAUAUGGUCCACCAAGUUACCACGGAGGAAAUCAAAAAGGCCAUGUUUGAUAUUGGGAAUGAUAAAGCUCCGGGUCCUGACGGGUAUACGGCUGCACUUUUUAAGAGCGCUUGGCAUAUAGUAGGGAGUGAAGUCUCAGAUGCUAUUCUGGAUUUUUUUAACACUGGUAGAUUGCUUUAG
This is a messenger RNA of Helianthus annuus (common sunflower), 531 nucleotides long. RefSeq lists its product as uncharacterized. The transcript has a single exon. NCBI's taxonomy places the organism in Eukaryota, Viridiplantae, Streptophyta, Magnoliopsida, Asterales, Asteraceae. The coding region runs from base 1 to 531 and encodes 176 amino acids. The record is from RefSeq and is a predicted model, not a curated record.